AUGUCAGUCAGCACCGCCGCUACCACUACAACCACAAGGCAGCGACAGCCCUCAAUACCCGUCAUCGCAGUCGGCAAUGAGGACGACAAGAAGCCGAGGACAACGCAUGAGUCGGAUAUAGUUAUAAUUGGCGCUGGAAUAGCCGGCUGUGCUCUUGCAGUUGCGCUUGGGAAACAAGGCCGCCAGGUGACGGUGCUGGAGCGGUCGUUAAAGGAGCCCGAUCGUAUCGUCGGCGAGCUUUUACAGCCUGGCGGUGUCCAAGCACUCGAACAGUUGGGUCUACUAGAUUGCUUAGAAGGAAUUGAUGCCAUCGAAGUGGAUGGUUACGACGUGAUUUUCAACGGCAAAGAAGUCGAGAUCCCGUACCCUGCAGACGAAAAGACAGGUUCCCUCCCCAAGGGCCGCAGUUUCCACCAUGGCCGUUUCAUCAUGAAAUUACGAGAAGCUGCCCGGGCGACGCCGAACGUGACGAUAAUCGAAGCUACUGCAACUUCCCUUAUACGAUCCCAUUCAGAUGUUAUCGGAGCAGAAGCAACAGUCAACGGCAACACGGAGCACUUUAUUGCGCCGCUAACCGUCGCUGCCGACGGAUAUGCCUCCAAAUUUCGGAAAGACUUCCACCCACAUACACCAGAGGUCAAGUCGAAGUUCUGGGGCUUGGAAUUGAUUGACGCCGAGCUUCCAAUGCCGCUUCAUGGCCACGUGUUUAUCGGUAGCGGGCCGCCAGUGCUCAUGUACCAGAUUGGAACACAUGAAACACGGGCGUUGAUAGAUAUACCAGAAAACCUACCUUCAGCCUCUGUUGAGAAUGGCGGGGUGAAGGGGCAUAUGAGGAACGUGGUCCUGCCAUCCCUCCCAAAAUGUGUCCAGCCAAGCUUCCUAGCUGCCAUUGAAAAGGGCCGGUUCCGAUCGAUGCCCAACUCAUUCUUGCCUUCUGCAACGAACAAAACCGGCGGAUUAAUCAUCCUCGGAGAUGCAUCGAAUAUGCGCCAUCCGCUGACUGGCGGUGGCAUGACGGUUGCUUUCAGCGAUGUUGUGGUAUUGCGAGAUCUGCUAAGUCCCGAGAACGUGCCUACCUUCAAGGAUACGCCUUUAGUGAGAAAAACCAUGAAGACCUUUCACUGGCGGAGGAAGAACACCGCAUCAGUCAUCAAUAUACUGGCACAAGCUUUAUACUCUUUAUUCGCCGCAAAUGACCCCAACCUCAAAAUCCUCCAGCGCGGAUGCUUUCGUUACUUUGAGAUGGGCAUGAUCGAACAGCCCUGCGGCAUGUUAGCAGGUCUCAUCAAACAGCCCACAACGCUGAUACGGCAUUUCUUCGCCGUCGCUUUCCUCGCGAUUUGGAUCAAUAUCACUGAAACUCCCAUCUAUCUUUUCCCGCUGGCGCUGUAUCGAGCUGGCGCAGUUCUCUGGACUGCUUGCGAGGUCAUCAUGCCAUAUGUUUUUGUGGAGUUGCAGAGGUAG
Talaromyces atroroseus is the source of this 1464-nucleotide messenger RNA. RefSeq lists its product as hypothetical. The transcript is spliced from 2 exons. NCBI's taxonomy places the organism in Eukaryota, Fungi, Ascomycota, Eurotiomycetes, Eurotiales, Trichocomaceae. The record is from RefSeq and is a predicted model, not a curated record. Gene Ontology annotation, cellular component: endoplasmic reticulum; membrane. The coding region runs from base 1 to 1464 and encodes 487 amino acids. Gene Ontology annotation, biological process: ergosterol biosynthetic process. Gene Ontology annotation, molecular function: squalene monooxygenase activity; flavin adenine dinucleotide binding.